AUGGUCCUCUUGGCCAUUGCGGCUGAGGUCGGAGGGCGCCCUAACAUUAUGUCAAACGGUGAAGUGCUACAAGUUGAAGACGAGUUUGCGACGGUGCGUGCGGAUCCAACGUUGCGGCGGAAGAAAUACAUGCUGAAUAAUAAGGAGCAAUUGUGGGGAGGAGCAGUUGUCCCUUUCCAAAUAGAGGAUUUCAUGUGGACCUCUGUUCAUCACAGACAUCUAGUAUUGCAAGACGCUAUGCGUGACAUCAUGCAAAAAACCUGCGUUCGAUUUAAAGAGAGGAGUGGGGAACCAGACUACGUGUAUAUCAAGUUCGAAUAUGUAGAAAGAGCCUCUUCUUCUCAUCUCGGGAGAAAAGGCGGCAUGCAAGUUUUAAAUAUUUACGGUAGAGCUUUUGAGAAGAGAACGGUCCUGCAUGAGUUGGGGCAUGUCUUGGGAUUGGAGGAUGAGCAUCGACGACCGGAUCGAGACCGCUAUAUCGAGGUUUUAUGGGCCAACCUUGAUUUGGGAGGGUGCGAUCACUUCAAGCCAGUCGACAGAGAAGAAACGAAUUUAUUGGGAGAACCUUUUGAUUACAAGUCUAUUAUGAUGUACCACGAUACAGCCUACUCCAGUGAUCCUAAAAAUUUAAAAACUCUGGUGUCAAAAACGGAACAUCGUGUGCCUACUGAACCGACUACGCAACUGUCUCCUGGUGACAUUAGAAGAAUCAACGACCUUUACCGGUGCGAGGGAAUAGAUCAAAAGCCAAAAUUCCCAUAUGAUGUCGCUUGUUCCUUUGACGAUAAUGACUGCGGCUUCAAAGGGCUGUGGUGCGAGGAACGUGAACAAAGUUUAUGGAAGUGGAAAAAGAAACCAUUUCGAGGGUUUUCAAAACCAGAGCCCGAGGGAGGAUACCUGAUUUGGUCUGUAAAGCCUGUCGAAAAACUGAUGACAGAGGAAAAUAUUUGGAGCGUCGGUUUCUAUGGAACAAGGCCUCACCACAGCAUCCGCGGCCAAGAGGGAUGUGUCAAAUUCAAGUACUCAUUCAAUACUGGUGGGAUGGGACGCCACACGCUCAAGGUUAGCAGAUAA
This is a messenger RNA of Bemisia tabaci, 1074 nucleotides long. The record is from RefSeq and is a predicted model, not a curated record. Lineage: Eukaryota; Metazoa; Arthropoda; Insecta; Hemiptera; Aleyrodidae.